This is a messenger RNA of Acanthaster planci (crown-of-thorns starfish), 6934 nucleotides long. It is a transcript of the gene cnpy4, whose product is annotated as canopy FGF signaling regulator 4. The record is from RefSeq and is a predicted model, not a curated record. NCBI's taxonomy places the organism in Eukaryota, Metazoa, Echinodermata, Asteroidea, Valvatida, Acanthasteridae.
UGCAUGCUGCGGCCAUAUGUUAUAAUCAGUGCCGAUAGUGAAGUGUACGUGAACCAUCCAGCGCUCCAGUCUCAAGCGGAAACCGCUACUUUAAUUUUAUUUUGCUUUUUGAUUUUGAGUAGCAAUGUCAAGAAGAUGUUCGAGAUAAGUACAGGAAGGCUUAUGGCCGUUUUCCUGGUGCUGCUUUUGGCAUGGCAUAGUCACUCCGGUGAUUUGGAUCCCGAAGACGAAAGCAACCCGCAUCGCGACCCAUCAAAAUGCGAAGUCUGCAAGUUUGUGGCACAAGAACUGCAAGAAACCAUGACCGAAACAGGCAAGAAAAAAGAAGUGUUACAGAUUGGACAUCAGUUUGACAAGCAGAAGAAGGAGAUCAAAUACCAUAAGUCAGAGCUUCGUCUGAUCGAGGCCUUGGACGAUGUCUGUGAGAGAAUUCUGCAGUACAACAUACAUGCAGAAAGGGCUUCCUCACGUAGCCCAUCGUUUGCCAAGGGCCAGUCAGAGACCAUGCAGACACUGCGUGGGCUGCAGGCUAAGGGAGUGAAGGUCGACCUGGGUAUGCCUGAUGAUAUGUGGGAAAAGCCCUCAGCCCCUGUUACAAAGAUGAAACAACGUUGCGAGCAGUUGAUUGAGGAGCAGGAAGAUGCCAUUGGCAAUUGGUUCUUCAAGACAAACCAAGAGACUACACUCUUGGACUACCUCUGUGUUCAGAGAGUGCUGACAAAAGACGAACACGGAUGUCUGAAUGAAGUAUGGACGGGCAGUGAAAAGGUCAACUACGACACACAGCCGUCUGAGGGCGUCGACACACCAGACGCAGCAACUCCUCCGUCCGCCACAGAGUCGCUGCCAGCCCCGAAAAAGACCAAAGCCAAGCCUACUGUCAAAAAGACCCGGAGUCGAAAGAAAGUCAAAGCUGGAAAGAGAGGGAAAGGCAAGAAAACACGUUCCACCAGCAAGGUCAAAUCGGCCGCCAAAUCCAGCAAAACCAAGAAGAAGAAGGACGAAUUGUAGGGUUCUCCAUUUUUGGAACAUUUGAUUACCACUCUCAGGAUUGGGUUUUAUAAGCAGACUGUUAUUUGUGAUUGACACUUACAACAUGUUGAAAGGUACUGAAGCAUACAUUUGAUUAAAGAUUUGAAAAUUUCCAACUUUUAGAAUACAGUAUCAAUGAUUAUCCAGAAACACCGAUCUACUUAUCUAAUGAGUUCUUGGUUUUGAAUGUUAGUUGGACAGGAGCCACAUUUUUGGCAAGAAUUUGCCAAGACAGGUGUUGGAGAGGAAGUGUCAAGUUUGUGUUUCUACCGGCAACAAAUCACAGUAACCUUCAGCAGCAGGAUUGCCCUAUAAUUAGCAACUGAUGUGAUGUUAUCCCAGUUGUUGAAUGGGUUUGUGAAAGGCAACAAGGCAGAAUCUGAAAUAAUAAAUACAAAUUUAAUUGGUCAUGCAUCAUCGUUUUGAUCUCACAAACAUGUUUUUGGUCAUGUUCAUGGAACUCACCCCCUUGUAAUCAACAAAUACAUGUAAUUUGAUUUGUGUUAAAAUUACCAUUGAUUCUGUACAGGUCCGAGCAUUGUGCACAAUUCCAAGGUCUGAUAUAACCAUUCUAAAGUUGCUGCACAAUUUGAAGGAAGCAUUCCCAUAUUAACCUUAAUUCCCUUUACAUGUAUGCUUUGUAGAUUUUGUAUAAUUGUUUUAUCUGAAGCUUGCUGAAUCAAAGCAGCUUGUUAAGCGCUUGGAUUAAGUAAAUGGCAACCGAGAUUUCCUGCAUUUUGAGAGAAACAGAAAUUACACUGCUCGAACAUUUCUUGGUGUAUACAGUAUAUCUAAUCUAUUCUUGCAUUUAGGCGGUAUUUUCACCACUGUUGCUUUACAGUUCACUCUUUGUAUAUUUCUGCUUUUGAGUGUUUACAAUUCUUUUUCUGAAAUUUGGACAUGCGUCGGAUGUUUAAAAUAUUGAACCAUGCAUUUUGCACUUAGAUUUAUUUUGUAUUUUUCUAUAAACGCUGUGCAAUAUAUUUUGGUUUUAUGCGGAACAGAGACAUCUGUUUGGCAAUAAGACUAUAUAUAUAUCAUGCCAAUGUGAAGCAUUCACUUGAUAAAACUGGGCUUUGUUUAUCUAAGACGUUUCACAGGUUGUUUGACAUUUGUUUGAAUUUGAUACAGAAUUUGGAUGUCCAUAGAUGGAGAUUUGUCGAAUAGAAUGCAUUGGAUGUUAACUAGAGGGAGAUUCCACUUUGGCAAAUUUUAUCCACAUUUUCUACAGCUAAUCUGCUGUAUGGAAUGAUCAAGAUGUCUUGCAUAUUUCCAUGAUCAAAGUAUUGAUCUUAAAGUUACCUUCCAGCUAGAACAGUCAGUUACAUUACCUGGUACAAACCGGGACAAUGUAUGAUUAAGGCUGUGAAAAAAAACAUGGAAAACUAAUGUUUCAUUUGAACACGACGUAACACCAUGUCUGGAAUGUGUAAAUUUGGGCUAGAACUAAAGUUUGACCACAGUCAACUGCUUUUAGCAAUGUGCAAGUGCAAUACAGCCGCACUUGAAUGCCCAUUGUUGAAUUUUUAUGUAAAAUCUCAUCUUUCACAUUGUGCCGUUGGCUGCAACUCUCACAGUGCACAUGGUCAGUGAUAUCUGCUACAGGUAUUUUUGUGUGAAUGGUUCCCUCUGUACUCAUAAAUUAUAUUUGCUAUUGGUAACCAGUUAAACAGUGUUGAGACCAUGCCUUAAGACCUGGCUCCAAAUCCUCACUUUGAUGGUGCAAACGAUAAUUCUUUCAGGUGCCGGUAGUGUUGGUCAAACUGUAAUCAAUUCAAACACCUCACUUACAUGUACAUAUUCUGUAUUUUGAUCGGCCAAGAGCUUCAGUUACUAUAUUUGCUAUUUUUGCUACAUGCAUCAUUCUUUUUCACUGCUGAAAGAACUUCACCAUAGCAACCAAAUACCCAUAGCAACCAAAGAACUAACAGCAUUGUGUGCAAAUGCAUACUGGUGUUUGCAUUGCAUACAUGAUGAAGUGCUAGCGCUACGGAGCUUCGAUCAAUCAUUUCAGUAGUUUGGAAAAGUGCUUGGAAAUUUUCAACAAAUUUCUUAUUCAAAUAGACAUACCAUUCUUUUACACGCGUUAAUUUUAUCAGUUAUUGCUUUUUUAGUAAAUCAAGUAGAAUUUGCGAAAGAGGUGUUAUAAAAUGAAUAUUGACUGCUUUAUCUCAUAUCUGUGUCCCAAUAACUCAAAGCAGACAGCGUUUGGGUAGCCUACUAUAUACCGUAGUCUACAAUAUACCCUAGUCAUUGCUGGGACUUCCUCUUCACUGAACUUCCAUUUGGAUUGUAUUUGAUGCUGAGAAAUGCACACGAAUUCUGGACACAAGAGGGAGCAAUUUAGUGCUUCGGUUGCAAUUCCACGACCGUUCCAGAGCUACGUUUUGUGAGUUUUUGACUUGCAGAUAUGUGUGUGUUGGAAAAAAGUAAACACACGAUUUAGAAUUUAUUUCAUUUUGAGAAGCUGGGGAGAUGGAAAUUAACAGUUGAUGCUGAAGUGGCUCGUUUGUACUGCUUCAGCUUCAGAGUAAACAGUUUGGGGGUUUACACCCACAUACACAUGCAGGUGGGCUCAGUGUUGUUAAUGAGGUUUACCUAACCACAAUGUGAGCGUGACGAGGCUUGUUUUCUUGUCUUGUAACUGUACGAUCCAUCGCUUGCAUGUGCUCUCUCCAGAUAUAUACAUGUAUGGCUGAUGGACAGUUCACAUAUCGGGACGUUUUGACAUGUAUAUGUGUGCAGAACACAUACUAAUUGUAGGGACUGCACUUGUUUGUGAUGCGAAUGUUGGGGGUGAACAGCCAUGGGUACAUCGUUAUGGGGAUAAUUUUUUUGGUCCCCAAAACUCGGUUGGAACUCUCCUAACAGAAGACAUUGUCCCCUCAACACAAUGAAAGCUUAAUCCAUAUCCACACACGCUGCCUGGCACUAGAAGUAUGGGGACUCCACACGUGUCGAACAGUUGUUACUUCAGGGAGAAAUUAGUUACAGUGACGGAAUUUCAUCCCAACCACUUGGUUCCCUCAAUGUUGGGGCCAACAAGGGCACAGGUUGGUACGUGUCUAGUGUGAGAGGUGACUGAGCACCCAUGAGCCAUUUCUUUUGAAAUGUACGGUCUGCAGACGUGCACCGUGCUCCGAGUUGAAAUGUUUCCAACCAUCUUGUCCCUUCUCUGCUCGUGAGAGGGUACUCCUAGUGAGAGCAGGUGCCACUUAAUAUAAAAAUCUGUCAAAGGUGCUUUUUGAAUAUUUUUGUACAUGAAGAGACAACAAAGACCUUUGAGAGACAUGGUGGAUUCUGAAGUAUUUUGCUGCUCCAUAUUCAGGAAGAUUUCUGUCCAAAUACUCUGUAAUUUGCUUUUAUGCAGAACUGUGAGUGGUAUUUCUGUUUUGUCCACUGGCCAUAAGUACGUUUAUACAUGUAUAUUGCGUAGGAAAGAUUACAGUUGUAAAAAACUACUAUUGAAAUUUUACUUUGGAAGUUUAGCAGCUUCAUUUCAUGCUUACUGUUUCUAAGUGAUAAUAUAUUUCUUAAAAAUUACUUUUUAAAACUCUUGACUGUAAAAUAUGAGUAGUUUCAUUUUUGUGAUGUUUUCAUUUUUUCUGCUCUAAUUUUUGUUUGUAGAAAGGAUUACGUAAUUGUUUUCACCUGAUAACAUAGAAAAUUGAACAAUGAAAUAGUGUUCUGAAGGCUUGUAUGCUGGACAUAGCAGUGUGACGAUGUUUUGUGGUAGUGCCAUGUGAAACACAUGUACCUUCUAUUUUGUGAGGUUUUGAAGAGAACCAGUGAACUUUCCAACAUAUUAAAACCCUUUCCACGUUGGUAUCCGUUUAGUCUUUUGAUGGCUGACAGAGCAUACUGUCCAUAGAGUGAAGUCCACUAGCCUCACUCACAAAAAUAGAUUUCGCAUGGCACUGCCGCAAACCUUAGUCACAUUGAUGCAUUUAGUUAAGAUGUAACAGUAUAAAGAUUUUGGAGUUGUAUUUGAGAUGGUAUUCUUGGAUUGUGUCUCCGACUUGCCAAGUCCAUGCAAUUUUAAAACUUUUAAUUGCAGUCUUUUAGCCAAUGGAGAAAGUCUUUCGUGAGGGAAAACACAAGUUGUAUGCAAAGUUUACCUUUGUCUGUUGCAAAUUGUUUUUAAGACCCCACAGGGUUCAUAUCUUUAACUCCUGGAAUUGUCCAUGAAUUUUAGUCGGCAUAGUGAAGAAGAAAGGGUAUUAAGGAAGCACAGUGACUAGAGUUUGUAGGAUAUUGGAGUCGGUUGAGGCAGGGAAACGUCGAUCAGUUUGGUAGAUGCAGUUGUAAAAAAAUGGCCAACAAGAAAUCUGGAAAUGAAUAUUCUAGGACUAGGGCUAUUAAGGGAGUGGUAUUGAGGCACACGUUUACAAAGGUGGAUACAUUGGGCGUGGAAAUGUUGACUUGGCAUUAGUGGAACUGCAUAAAUACUUAGCGGAAGCUUUCUUGAAAAAAUAUUGAAGACUAUCUUUAAUAUAAUUGCUGAAGUGGUUAAAAGUACCUUGCAUGACUGAUAAUUAUAAUGGCAAAAUGUUUUUUUAAACACAUUUAGUAACAGUUUAUGUAGUUUAUAGGUAAAGGAAGAGAACCUUAUGCAGAGUAAUUUUAUCUGAAAAGCAGAGAAAAGUGUUUCCUUUAAAGCUUAAACUUGCUAGUAGAGCUUUAUGCAGAAAACCAUUUUAAGAUUACAGGAAGUGGUCUUCAAGUACUAGUAUUAAUUGACUGAACAGCCGAACAUGUUCUGAAUAAUAAAAAUCUGAGUAAACACUUUAUCAUUUGCAUGUAAUCAGUGGUCCCUGGAAAAGCAAGGGCCACAGUAGCGAACACCUGUGCAGAAACAGGUUUGAAAAUUUUUUAUUUGCUUUGUGUAAUUGCGAGCUUUGGCAGUGGAGUCUGUGUAGGCUUUAUGCUGUACUGUAGAUGGCUGGGUAAGGCCUGCUCAAGAGAGCUUGGGAAGAGUGAUCACAUAAAAGUACCUGCAUGCGAAUUGUGCAGAGUGCUUUUCAUUUUCGUUUGAAUGCGCACAAAAUGUCUAAUAAUGUUUACCUUUUUACUGCUGAUGGCAGGGUAGACAUUGAGCCCAAACAUCCCCUUGUAACUUCUCUGAAAGCUUACUGUGUAUUUCAUCUAGUUGAGAAUGCAGGUAUAUUCAAGGGAACAGGAGAUUGCAAAAUCUGGACAAUUAUGAUGGACUUCUGUUGAAAAAUUGUACUCUCCUCCUCGAACAGGCUUAGAUAAUUAGUAGUAGGUUGAUUUCCAAUAUAAUUAAGAAAUGCUGGUAUGUGUUGUCGGUCACAAGGGAAGAUUUUGUAAUCUUAUGUAAAGAAAAACAUUCAUAUUUUUGAAUCUGUAUAAAAUAGAUGCACAACAUACUAUAUUGGCAAGUAUCCAGUAUGGUUUUACCACCUUGACCCAAAAAAUGCAAUUUAUAUCAAACUGCAAAUAUCUUAUAUUUGUACAUGUGCAUAUAGUAACAAAAUAAUCACUUUUUGCCCAGCUAAGGUUCUUACGUACGAUACAUGUACUUGGGUUGGGUUGCACGUAUGGCACAUCUUCAUCAAAUUAAGGAAUAUAAGAACUGAAUUAAAGAGAGAGAGCCUGUGAAACUGGGACAGGUACAUGUAACAUCAAGCCUUUUUAUGGUAGUACACAUCUGUAAACAUUUCCCCAUUUCUUUUUUGGUUCUUGCCAAUUUAAAAAGAAGUGAGCGUCAAAAUAAUGUCUCCGUAUUGGAGGGGUCUAUCUGACUUUAGUUUUGGGACUUGGCCAAAAUGGGAAGGCCAGAGGUCGUUAACACACCAUAUGCACGAACUGUUCCAAUGGUGGGCAUCAUAUCACAUUUCUUCACAAACAAUUUAGUUGGGUUUGCCCUUUAGGAAGUAGU